Clunio marinus is the source of this 282-nucleotide messenger RNA. NCBI's taxonomy places the organism in Eukaryota, Metazoa, Arthropoda, Insecta, Diptera, Chironomidae. The record is from the annotation of a GenBank genome assembly.
AUGAAGCCAUCUGAACGUUUAAUUUACCGUUUCAACAUCACGCAUUGUUUAGAUUUUGAAGAGAUGUGCACAAAAUGGAGAGUAAUUCAACACUUCAACGAAAAAAAUUUCAUUUUGUCUGUGACAUUUUUAGGUUUUCCACAUGUAGAGUUGCAAUCAAUUAAUUACAGUGAUGACAAUGUUAUCAUCAUCAUUAUUUUAAGGGAUGGAUUAGAACCUUCGAAAUUAUUCGAUCUUUACAGGAUGGAAGAGCUUAAGCAUACAGAAUCAGGAAAAAGAUAA